GCCCGCCCGGCGGCCGGCGCAUGUGGCCGGCGCCCGCGGGCCGUGUCAGUUGCAGCCUGCCACCGCGUGGCCCGCGCGAUCCUCGUUCCGGGCCGCCGCGCUCCGGACCGCCAGACCCCGCGCAGGCUCGGGGCGCGGCGUUGGGGGGACCAGCGGGGGACCGGGGCGAGCGAGGGUCCCGGGUGCGGGUUCCUCCUACAAGUCCCCACCCGCAGGGAUGGUGCGCUCCCUCGCCGGUUCCCGGCGGCGGCGGCGGCGGCGGCGGCUGUGACUCGUGGUCUGGAGUACUUUAGCCCAGCAGCCCAGAUUCAGCGUUGUGUGCUGCAGACUCCAGUGUUGAUGAAGUUCGCCUCUCUUUUAGCUUCCAUGGUUAGGAUUGUGAAAUGCUGUUUAGGUCUCGAAACUUAGGUUUUUGGCUUUUUUUUUUUUCUUCUUCCUCUUUGCCUGUUAACGUGCUAAGCUUAAAAAAUAUGUUCUUCACUAGUGGGUCUAGGAAUACCAUUUCUAUUAGGGCCCCUUAUCAGCUCUUUUUGGAAUCACCUUUGCCGCACUGUUCGUUUUUCCAGUAUUCCUGGUGUAGAGGACCCUUUUCUAAUUCAUGGCUGUAUUCCCAAAGUGAAGUUGAGGUAAUAUUAGCCUGAAGUCCAGUCAGUCCUCUUAGUGAGAGAGAGACUUCAAGCUUCCGGAUGAGUGGAACAUUUAGAAACAUAAUGACCUUGGUAAUCACCUAAAUAAUUUAGUCACCAGAGGCCGAAAGCUACACACUGAAAAGGUAAAGUCAUUCGUGUUAUCUUAUUCAGCUGUUUUCACAGUUGAUAUUAAGGAUGGGUCGCUCAGAUAGCUGGAAUGGCAGGGCUAGUUAGCCACUGUGGGAGUGGCCAGGUCUCUGCUGACCUGCUUAUUCAGGAGGAGUAAGAGAGGAUGCCCAACCAAAGAAGGGUCUCAUGGUACCGUUUUCAAAAUGUGUGCAGUUUGGGCAUAUGAUGGCUUGUUAAAGAAUUGUGCGUAUUUGGUUAUUUAUUUAUUUUGGUUUUUUUCAAGACAGGGUUUCUCUGUACAGCCCUGGCCAUCCUGGAACUCACUUUGUAGACCAGGCUGGCUUGGACCUCAGAAAUCCACCUGUCUCUGCCUCCCAAGUGCUGGGAUUAAAGGCAUGCGUCACCACUGCCGGGCUUGUGUGUGCUUAAGAGAAGUCUCCUGGCCUGUGUGGGAAACUCAUGAAGACAGGCUAGAUUGGCCUUACUCCUGGAGAUACCCCUGCCUCUCUAGUCCUGGGAUCAUGGCAGUGGUCCACCACACCAGGCUGUGUGCAGUCUAGCUGCAUGCGGCGGUACCAGAUAGAGUAUGAGGCCAGCCUGGACAACAAAACCACUGUCUCAGAGUGUUAAAAGAGCACUGGACUUGUAAAAAAAAUUCAUAUUGUAGUCAGUUUGUAAUUACAUCACAAUUUUAUUCCAGUCCGUAGUGUCUUUCCAUUAAAGAACUGGAAGUUUCUUUCCUCCCCCCACCCCCAAGUCAGCAUGAACAAACUGGAUCUCCUUUGGGACUCAAAACCUGGUGCAGUAGGGACUGGAAGCAUGGCAGGUUGCUAUCUUAUAUUCUGGCUAAAGGAAUUUGGAAAGGGACAAAGGGGGUCAAGGAAAAAUGGCAGUCUUCAAGGAGACUCCAGGGCCCAACAAUCUAAUUACCCGUUUUUUAAGAUCUCUGCUUUUGGGCGGAGGUGGUGUAACCCGGGAGCUUUCACAAGCACUGUCUUCACCUGCAGAUGAGAGAAAGGAGGCCCAGCUAAUCAUGCAUGCAGAUGGCACAGUUAGUGGCAGCCCUGGGACUAGAGAGCCUUGAUGCCCAGUCUCUGCUUCGGGUUUGCUUAAGAGCUAAGACCUGAAGCCAGAGCAUAGCUUCCCACUGUCACACAGGAUAGGAACUGAAUGAAGAUAGCUGGAAGGAAUCCUGGGACUCUCCACUUUGGGACAGCUAUAUGACCUAGAGCAAACAGACCCCGCAGCCCUGCACCACAAAUCUGAGAAAUUUCUUCCUUUCUGGUCUCCUUCUGAACCACUCGGAGAUAGAAGAGGCUUUUUCCUACGGGACGCUCCUUGUCUCAAUGUUGUGGCUCUUUGGAGUAUAAAUAUUUUAUCUCAGACUAAAUUAUUUUGGUGGUGCAAGGCAAAAAAAGGUAACUGUCCAGUUCUUUAAUCCCAG
Messenger RNA from Mastomys coucha (southern multimammate mouse), 2202 nucleotides. RefSeq names its product homeobox protein engrailed-2-like. The transcript has 2 exons. The coding region runs from base 21 to 293 and encodes 90 amino acids. The record is from RefSeq and is a predicted model, not a curated record. NCBI's taxonomy places the organism in Eukaryota, Metazoa, Chordata, Mammalia, Rodentia, Muridae.